AUGCCAUAUCUCAACGACUCAGCCUAUAUAUAUUUUUAUUAUUUUAAAUAAGUUUCCUGUUUAAUUCAAUCUCCUAGAUUUUUUAUAUAUGGCAAUCAGGUUAUUGUGUAUGUAUUAGUUUUAGCAUCUUUUCCUCUCUUCCCUUCUGUGCACCAUAUACAGCUCCCAAGUUCGAAUCGCAGAAGGUCUACUCAUAGAUUUGCUGGUAUAUCUGUCUUUCCCAUCCAACAGUUCAUCUUCAUUCUCUCCAUCAUCAUAUAUAGUCCAGAUCUAGUCCAUUAAAAUAAAACUGAGAAUCCCAGUAAGAGCACGAAAACGUGUUUUGACCAUAUCUCUUCAAUUCGUUGAAAGUGUUAGAGCUUUUUCGGUUAAUUGUAGUAAAUGGAUAACAAAGAGGGUGUUUUGAUGCAACGUUACGAGUUAGGGAAGAUGAUUGGACAUGGGAAUUUUGCAAAAGUCUACCAUGGAAGGAACAUUGAAACCGGGACAAGUGUUGCAAUUAAGAUCAUAGACAAAUCAAAGGUAAUGAAAGCCGGAAUGAUGAAGCAAAUAAAGAGAGAGAUCUCGGUGAUGAAAUUAGUCAAACACCCGCAUAUAGUACAGCUCCACGAAGUCAUGGCUAGCAAAACCAAGAUUUACUUCGUUUUAGAAUACGCUAAAGGAGGUGAGCUCUUCGAUAAGCUGAUUAAAGGGAAGCUGAAAGAAGAUGCUGCAAGAAAAUACUUUCAACAGCUCAUCGGUGCCAUCGGUUUCUGCCAUAGCCGGGGAGUUUACCACCGGGAUUUGAAACCUGAGAAUUUGUUAUUAGAUGAUGAAGGGAAUUUGAAGGUUUCAGAUUUUGGUUUGAGUGCUUUGGAUGAAACAAGGAGGCAAGAUGGUUUGCUUCAUACAAGUUGUGGUACCCCUUCGUAUGUUGCUCCUGAAGUGAUUGACCAGAAAGGGUAUGAUGGGGAAAAAUCGGAUAUUUGGUCUUGUGGGGUGGUUUUGUUUGUGCUUUUGGCUGGUUUUCUUCCAUUUCAUGAUUCUAACCUCAUGGAGAUGUAUAGAAAGAUCACAAUGGGAAAAUUCAAGUUUCCAAAUUCGUUCCCCAACGAAGCAAAAAGUUUAGUGUCAAAGAUCUUGGAUCCAAACCCUGAAACAAGGGUUUCAAUUGCUGAAAUAAUGGAAACCCCGUGGUUUAAAAUGGGUUUGGUGUCUGAACCACAAAGAACCGACAAAAUGGUUUCUAACAGUUUAGAAAACCGUUCCGAUUCACUUAAGGACUCUCAUGUAGAGAAAACUAGUGACUCCAUAUAUCUAACAAAAGCAACAACAGACAGUUUGGAAAAAGAUGGUGAAUUAAACGCAUUUGAUAUCAUUGCGUUGUCUCGAGGAGUCAACUUGUCGGGAUUGUUCUACCACAAUGCUGAAGAUGAGAAAGAAGUGAGGUUCAUGUCAAGACAGACGCGUGGGGUUAUCAUUUUGAAGCUGGAAGAAAUAGCCAAAACUUGGAAGUUGAAAGUGAUGAAAAACAAUGGAGUGUUGCUAAAGAUGGAUGGUUUAGAAGAAGGCAUAAAUGGUGGUUUAGCCAUUGAUUGUGAAAUACACGAGAUUACGGCUAAUCUUCACCUCAUUGAGGUAAAGCGAUCGGGAGACGAUAGGUUCGGGUUUUGGGAGAUUGUAAACCAGCAUAUAAAACCGGCCCUUUUUGGCGUUUUAUAGCAACGGUAAAACUAAUGGAGUUAUAGUUGACGGUUGAUAAAAUGUAGAAUUAACGAAGAGUACUUCAUUUGUGUAUCCAUUUUUUCUGAUUUAUGGGCUACUAAUGCAAUGUCUAAGCCACACCAUUUAUUAAAAAGUUGUUCACAUUGUAGAAUGUAGAUAUAUCAUGUAUGAUAUGAUUAUUUGAAAAACUAGCUCUCAUUGUAUAGAAUCCAUCACAAAAAGGUGUCGUUAUGUAUAUUAUUUCAAUGGGCUUAAAAACCUCAAUGUCACUUUACUAUCU
This is a messenger RNA of Lactuca sativa (garden lettuce), 1984 nucleotides long. RefSeq names its product CBL-interacting protein kinase 18. Lineage: Eukaryota; Viridiplantae; Streptophyta; Magnoliopsida; Asterales; Asteraceae. Gene Ontology annotation, biological process: signal transduction; protein phosphorylation. Gene Ontology annotation, molecular function: protein serine/threonine kinase activity; ATP binding. The record is from RefSeq and is a predicted model, not a curated record.